ACCGCCCAACCACGCGCCACACCAGCCAGACGCCCAACCCCCACCAUCCCACCAUCACACAACCCAAGACACCACCCCCCACCACCAACCCCGCCACAACCACCACGCCCCCCCACAACCCAACAACCACAAACCACCCUCAUCCACCACACCACAGUCACAACCAAACGCGCCACCCCACCCCCAACGCACCCCCCCGACAAAACAACCCCACAAACCCCACCCACAAACCAAACACCCACCCACACACCCCACAAUUCCCAACCCCACCUCAAAACCACACCCCCACCCCCACGCCACACUCCCCCCACCCCACCCCCCCCACAACAACCCGUCCCCACAACCAACCCCACCCCCCCACCACCCCCAAACGCCCAGCCAACACCAAAUCCCCUCUCCCACCCAACCCCCACACCCCCCUCCCCUCGCUCCCCUCAACCCCAACCCCCCACACCCCCCACCCCCCCCCCCCCCCCAUCCCAACCCACCCCCCCUCCGCCCCACCCCACCCCCCCACCCCCUGGGUCUUGUACUGUCUUGCUACAUGUGCCGCCACAACGUGUGCAGGCAGCUACGGUUGCAGCAUUUGCGCGCCAUUGCCCCACUGGAAACAUUAAAGCCGGAUAG
Messenger RNA from Bactrocera oleae (olive fruit fly), 627 nucleotides. NCBI's taxonomy places the organism in Eukaryota, Metazoa, Arthropoda, Insecta, Diptera, Tephritidae. The record is from RefSeq and is a predicted model, not a curated record.